Molecule: messenger RNA, 2827 nt
Organism: Rubroshorea leprosula
Lineage: Eukaryota; Viridiplantae; Streptophyta; Magnoliopsida; Malvales; Dipterocarpaceae
Source: the annotation of a GenBank genome assembly
AUAAAUUUUUUGAUGAAACAAUAAACCCUAUUGCAGGUAUUAAAAGACCAUUGGGUCUUAGUAAUUUGGAAGUGCUUCAUUUGUACAAUAAUUAUUUUAGUAACACAACUUUAUCUUCCCUAAGAGGGCUUUCAUCUCUCAAGAGUCUUGAUUUGAGUGGGAACAAAAUAAAAGGAAUACUAAAUAUUACAGAAUUAGUUGCUCUAAACAAUUUGAAGGAGCUGGAUUUAAGCUAUAAUGAAGUGGAAAGUUUCAUGGCUCAUGAAGAUACGAGAAGUUCGAGUAUGCUAGAAGCCCUACAUCUAAUUGAGAACAACAACACUUGUGGAAGUUGUCUAGUACAAUCAAUCAGGGCAUUCCCUUUAAUUAAGACCCUUGAUCUUACUUUAAGUACAUCUAUAGAACUAGUGACUAUUGUAGAUGGUCACACUUUUAAGGAGUUGGAAGUAUUGCUUUUGGAUGAAUCUUCUCUUCAUGAUAAUUUUCUCCAAAGCAUUGGAACACUAAGCUCUCUUAAAGUUUUGUCUGUGCCCUUAUGUGAGCUCAAUGGAACUCUGCCUAGUCAAGGAUGGUGUAAACUGAAGAACCUUGAGGAGUUAGAUUUAAGUGAAAAUAAUUUUCAGGGAAUGCUUCCUUCUUGUUUGGGAAACUUGUCAUAUCUUUUGGUGAUGGAUAUAUCAUAUAACUAUUUCACAGGAAAUAUUGCCACUAGCCCUCUUACCAAUCUAAACUCACUUGAAUAUCUCUCGUUUUCAACAAACAAUUUUCAAGUCCCAGUUUCCUUUGGGAUGUUUGCCAACCACUCCAAGCUUAAGGUCCUUCUUGGCAAUUGCAACAAUUUAAUGCCAGAACCUCUCCUUCAUACUCCAACUCCAAAGUUCCAACUUAUAUUUUUGAGUUUGUCUUACCUUGCAUUAAAAGAACCUCCCUACUUCCUCCAUCACCAAAAUGUCCUUAGGUUUGUUGAUCUCUCCCACAACAACAUCACUGGAGGAUUCCCAUCUUGGUUGUUCAUGAACAAUACACGAUUAAAAGUACUCAUGCUAGGAUAUAACUCCAUAUCAGGACCUUUGCAGUUGCCAUCACAACCUCAUAUCAACAUUUCAAUCUUAGAUGUAACCAUGAAUGGUUUAUUGGGAAAAAUUCCUAUAAACAUGAGUUCAAUCUUUCCCCAUCUUACAACGUUAAUCAUGUCCAAAAAUUCCUUUCAAGGUCAGAUUCCUUCUUCUGUUGGUGAUUUGAAAUCAUUAGAAUAUUUAAGCUUGCCAAGCAAUCAACUCUUUGGGAAUAUCCCUGAUUCCUUUGGCCAUAUGAGCUCUUUAUUCCAUUUAGACUUGUCCAACAAUCAGCUCUCUGGAGGGAUACCAGAAUUGCUAGUCCUAGGUUGCCCCUUAAAAUUUCUCAUAUUGUCAGGCAAUAAUUUGCAGGGGCAAGUAUUUCCUCUUCUUUUCAACUCCACAUAUUUAGUUGUCUUACAACUUGGCAGCAAUAACUUUGCAGGAGAGAUACCUGAGUUUUCAUCUGUCAACUCUUUUUCUCCAUUGCUAAUAGACAUGAGCAACAACCAUUUCUUAGGCAAGCUUCCAAGAUGGAUGGGAAAUAUCUCAACACUAUGUGGGCUAUCUUUGUCCAAAAAUCUUUUUGAAGGUCCAUUUCCAAUAGAAUUUUGUGGCCUUGAUAGCCUUUUUUUUCUUGACCUUUCAAAUAACAACUUGUCUGGCCCUAUCCCUGAAUGCUUUAAUCGAUUUCAUAUAAACCAUGUUCAUCUGAGCAACAAUAGAUUUACUGGGUCAUUGACAAAAGCAUUCUACAACAACUCUUAUCUAGAGUCACUGGACCUUACAAGGAACAAUCUAACUGGUACAAUUCCUAGUUGGAUUGGCACCCUACCUUCAUUGAGCAUUCUUUUGUUGAAAGCUAACCAUUUUGAAGGUGAAAUUCCUUUCCAGCUAUGUCAUUUGAAUAGAUUAAAGAUAAUGGAUCUUUCUCAAAAUAAUCUUUCUGGUUCUAUACCUUUUUGCCUGAGAAGUUUAACAUUUGAAUUUGAGGCAUCAAUUUCUCAACUUCAGACUAGAUUUUGGAGGGGGGGUAUUGAUUUAUCUUGCAACCAACUCACGGGAAGGAUCCCACUUGAAAUUGGAUACUUGAAUGAGAUCCAUGCACUAAACUUGUCACACAACAAGCUAAUAGGACCAAUUCCCUCUACAUUUUUAAACCUUAAGCAGAUUGAAAGUUUGGACCUCUCCUAUAACAAUUUGAAUGGGAGAAUCCCCCUUCAAUUGAUUGAGCUAAACACCCUAGCUGUGUUUUCUAUUGCAUACAACAACUUAUCAGGACCAGUCCCUGAUCAAAAAGCUCAGUUUGGGACCUUUGAUGAAAGUAGCUAUGAAGGAAAUCCUUUCCUCUGUGGAGUUCCACUGCAAAUCAACUGCACCAAAAUUGAACCACCAUUAGUGACCAAUGUCUUCAAUUAUGACGAGGAAAACAAUGGUUUUAUUGACAUGACUGUUUUCUACUGGAGCUUUGUGGUGGCUUAUGUUGCAAUCUUGAUGGCAAUCACAGUAGUUCUACACAUAAAUCCUUAUGGGAGACAGAAAUGGUUUUACUUCAUCGAAGUCUGCAUUACUUCUUGUCACUACUUUGUUCUAGACAACUUUUGUUGGUUUUCCAAAACAAUCAUUUAACCUCUGUAGAGUCAAGACUCAAGAGUGACUGAUAAUUAGAAUUGUAAGAGAAAAUGAGUAUUCAAGGGGUAACCUUAGAUUCAAAUGAUCUUAAUGCAAACUUUGAUACUGAAGUUUCCCUCUAAUAAAGUUCAUCACAUUAA